This is a messenger RNA of Dendrobium catenatum, 1871 nucleotides long. RefSeq names its product protein NRT1/ PTR FAMILY 5.10. Bases 1 to 1689 code for a protein of 562 amino acids. NCBI's taxonomy places the organism in Eukaryota, Viridiplantae, Streptophyta, Magnoliopsida, Asparagales, Orchidaceae. Gene Ontology annotation, cellular component: membrane. Gene Ontology annotation, biological process: transmembrane transport; dipeptide transport. The record is from RefSeq and is a predicted model, not a curated record. The transcript has 5 exons. Gene Ontology annotation, molecular function: tripeptide transmembrane transporter activity; dipeptide transmembrane transporter activity.
AUGGAGAAGAGCCCCCUUCUCCGGCCAUCCUCCUUCAUGGUAGGAGUAGUAGAUUACCGCGGUCAACCCAUCUCCCGAUCAUCUUCUGGUGGCUGGACCUCAGCCUUCUUUAUCAUAGGGUUUGAAAUCGCUGAGGGAAUGGCGUAUUACGGCAUCUCGUUCAACCUCGUAACGUACCUCACCGGCCCCCUCAACUUCUCCACGGCUGCCGCCGCCGCCUCUGUUAAUAACUGGUCCGGCGUCUCCAUGCUUCUUCCCUUCCUUGGCGCUUUUGUUGCCGAUUCGUUCCUCGGCCGCUACCGCACCAUCGUCCUCGCUUCUCUUCUCUACGUCCUGGGUCUAGGGUUUCUCACUCUCAAUGCCGUGCUUUCAAUCCCCUGCUCAGGGGACCAAAACCUUACCUUGAAUUCCACUUCCUGUUCUCCAGCAGUUCUCCAAGUUGUUUUGUUCUUCUUAUCCCUCUAUCUCGUAGCCAUUGGCGGAGGAGGCCACAAGCCUUGCCUUCAGGCGUUUGGCGCCGACCAAUUCGACGUGAGUGAUAACCAAGAGCGCAUUGCGAGAAGUUCAUUCUUCAAUUGGUUGUGCUUUGGGAUAAAUGGUGGCAUGAUUGCCUCCUUCAUUGCAUUGAGCUACGUCCAGGACAACAUUGGCUGGAGCUUUGGAUUCGGAAUCCCUUGUGCUGUUAUGGGCGCUGCUCUUCUAGUUUUCUUGUUGGGAAGCAGGACUUAUCGCUGCUAUCCCUUAGAGGAUACGAGCCCAUUUAUUAGGAUUGGUAAAGGGCUUGCUGAUAUGUUCAUGAGCAGGCAAUCCUCUGCUGAUCGUUCGGCAUCUGAAGUAGAAGCCAACGACCAAGAACAGCACUCUGGCUGUCAAUCUGAUCAAGACACAAAUUUUCUUAAUGCUUUGCUUGUUCAUAGUGUUAAUUUGCUUUGUGAUGAACGGAUUGAAGAAGCUAAGCGGAUGCUUCGAUUGUUUCCCAUAUGGGCAACCUGUUUAGCAUAUGCCAUAACCUUCUCUCAGAAUUCGACCUUUUUCAACAAGCAAGGUGGCACAAUGGACAGGCGUAUCGGACAGAGCUUCCAAAUUCCAUCGGCCACUCUACAAAGCAUUAUAAGCAUCGUCAUUGUCACCUUCAUUCCUGUCUAUGACCGUGUGCUUGUUCCCAUAGCCAGAAAUAUUUCUGGGCUUUCCUCUGGCAUCACACAGCUUAAAAGAAUUGGCAUUGGAUUGUUUGUUUCGGUGAUUAUGAUGGUCGUCGCAGCUCUGGUGGAGAAGAAGAGAAUUGAAACUGCAAGAAAACAUGGCUUGAUCGAUCAGCCGAAUGCAACAGUGCCAAUGAGCGUAUUGUGGCUGCUUCCUCAGUACAUUCUAUUUGGCAUCAUGGGUGCGUUUGGAAUGGUUGGCAUGCAGGAGUUUUUCUAUGAUCAGGUUCCUGAUGCAUUGAGGAGUCUAGGUCUUGCUUUCUAUCUCAGUAUAUUGGGCACAGGAAACUUCAUUAGUGGUUUGCUUGUCUCAGUGAUUGAUGAAAUCACUAAAAGAGAAGGGGAGAGCUGGUUCUCAGACAAUUUGAAUCAAGCUCAUCUUGAUUAUUUCUACUGGCUCCUUGCAGGACUUGGUGCUAUUGCGCUGGUCCUUUUUGUCUGCUUCGCUCAAUCCUACGCAUACAAGAGCGAAUACCGCAGUGUGUAAUAUGCUAAAGCAAACCGAAUUUUAUUACGUAAAAUAUGCUUUGUUAUUGUCUUCAGUUCUGUUGAAGAUAAGCUCAGGCAGCUUGUGUAGUUUGCUUGGCUAGCCUUAUUGUUUUCUGAAUGCUUUGAUUCUUCCUACGCUACUCAAUGCUUUCAUUCAUGAAUAGAUUUGAAUUUCCUUUA